This is a messenger RNA of Emiliania huxleyi CCMP1516, 6891 nucleotides long. RefSeq lists its product as hypothetical. The transcript has 5 exons. The record is from RefSeq and is a predicted model, not a curated record. Bases 1 to 6891 code for a protein of 2296 amino acids. NCBI's taxonomy places the organism in Eukaryota, Haptophyta, Isochrysidales, Noelaerhabdaceae.
AUGCGUCUCGUCGCCGCGCUGGCCGCCGCCGCGAUCUAUUCGGCGGCGGGCCAGAGCCUCGAGCCGGGCUAUGCCGACAUCAACGGCGGCAGCCUCAUUCGCGUGCACCUCGCUCUGAACGUGUCUGAGGACGCGGCGAGUGAGCUGCGUUGCCGGUUCUCUGGACACGCUGUGCCUGCAGUGCUGCAUCCGGACCGCUCGUCCGUGAGCUGCAUGGCGCCGCCGGCGCCGGACGGCCGCCCCGGCAGCGUCGGCGUGAGCGUCACCGCGAUGAACCGCCCCUUGGGCAGCGAGCUGAUGCUGGCGUACUACGACUCGGUGUCGCUGCCGCGGCUGUCCUCGGUGACGCCGCGCGCGGCGCAUGCGGGCAAGCCGACGGAGGUGCGGAUCCGCGGAUCCAAUUUCGCGCCCGUCGCGCCCGGCGAGAUGAAGUGCCGCUUCCGCGGCGAGGGCCUCACCAACGCCAGCUUUGUGUCGCACGAGGAGAUGCUUUGCCUGUCGCCGCUUGCCGCCGACGACACCGAUGACCUCUCGCGCACGGUGCCGCUGCAGCUCUCGCUCGACGGCGACCUCUUCUCGCUGAUGGGCGAGGUCGAGUUCACGAUCGAGUCGCACCUGCCCUCUAACGUCACCGCCAUCGUCCCGUCGCACGGCCCCACUGACGGCCACACCGAGAUCGAGGUGCACGGCGUCGGCUUCCACCCCUUUAUCGAGGACGGCGAGGAGGUGCCCAUCGCGUGCCACUUCCACAACGACAACCGCUGGCACCGCGAGGUGGCCGCCACCUUCGUCUCGUCGCACUUGGUCAAGUGCUCGACCCCCUCCUACACCGAGACCGACUCGGACGGCUGGCACGGAGACGUCGCCCUCUCCGUCGGCCCGAUGGGGCAGCAGCACGGCACCUGGCACGAGGAGUCCAACGAGGUGCUCUUUGGCUACUACAUCCUCGGCGGCCGGCCGCUCCCCCUCUCCCUCUCGCCGGCGGCGGGCGACUUUGGGCACCCGCCCGCGCUCUCGCUCGAGGGGCAGGGCUUCUCGCCGACGGGCGACGACCUCGCCUGCAUCUACGGCGACCCGUCGGGCGACACGACGACCGCCGCCUCCUUCAUCUCGGCGCACGAGGUGCACUGCGCCGCGCCGCACACGCUGCCGCUCGGCGCCAUCGAGGUGAGCGCGACGACGGACGGCGGCGUGCACAUCGGCCCCGACCCGGGCAUGCACCCGAACUACAAGCCGCCGCAGCUCGUCGUGUACGACGCCUCCAAGCCGCCCGAGGUGACCGGCGUCUCCCCCACCUGGGCGCCCAUCAACGGAGGCACCGAGGUGGUCGUGCGCGGCACAAACCUCGCGCCGACGCACCGGCUCGCCUGCGUGUUUGAGCGGAACGGCGUCGCGGCCGCCACCUUCCUCAACGAGACGGCGGUCUCGUGCCCGACGCCGCUCAACGCGCGGAUGCUCACGCUCUGGGGCGACAACUUCGCGCCGCACCUGAGCACGGUCUGCGUCUUCACAAUCGAGCCCGAGGACGAGGGGGAGGAGCGCUUCACCGCCGCAUCCGUCGCCGAGUUCCGCUCGGCCAACAAGAUCAAGUGCGAGUCGCCCUUCUCCGGCGACGCGCGCGGCACGGCGCGCGUGCAGGUGUGGAACGCCGACGUGCCCCGCGGCACCGACGUGGUCCGCGCGGCGCUGCGCACGCUCGAGGAGGCGCAGACCCGCGACCAGGGGCCGCGCCUCUCGACCACGGCGGGCCGGCUCACCUACUACAACCCGGACGAGCUGCCGCGCGUGCGGAGCGUGACGCCCGACUUUGCGCCCGCCUCGAACGACUACGGCGGCCACCACGUCACCGUGCGCGGCUCCAACUUCGCGCCGGUGGGCAACACGCUGCUGUGCGAGUUUGGCGAGACGGGCACCGAGACCUUCGUCGCGUCGGUGCACGCCUCCUUCAUCAACGGCUCCGCGCUCGGCUGCCACAUCGCCUCGAACCUCAUUCCGGGCGACAUCGGGAUCCGCGUCUCGCUCGACGGCGGCAAGAGCUUCUCGCUAGAGUCGGCGCGCUUCACGUACUACGAGCCGCAGCACCCGCCGAUCGUGACCGCCGUCUCGCCGCGCGAGAUCGACCUCGCCGACCCGCCGCCGCACCUCGUCGAGAUCCGCGGCCAGAACUUUGCGCCCACCGCCAACCUCUCGUGCGGCUUUGGCGCCGCGCGCGAGGUGGGCGCCAACGCGCACUUCGACUCGUUCCACCAGAUCAAGUGCGAGGUGCCGCCGCUGGCGUGGGAGCACAACCUCGUCGACACGACGACCGACGGCGUGCGCUGGUCGGGCCAGUCGAUGAUGUGGGACCCCAACGCCGACGAGAUGCUCGGCGACAGCGGCAUCAAGAAGGUGCCGCACCCGGGCCACAUCGUCAUCUUCAACUCGUCCAAGACGGGGCUGCUCGAGUCGGUCUUCCCGACCGCGCUCAAGAUCGGCACCGCCAAGCUGCUCACCAUCCGCGGGUACAACCUCUACUCGAAGGCCAAGUCCGGCCGCUGCACCUUCACGCCGCACGACCGCUCCUUCGGCGUCGACGUGCCGGAGCCGACCGCCGCCACCGCCAUCGACGCCGAGCACGUGCAGUGCGAGGCGCCGCACGCGACGGAGCCGCAGACCCUCUCCCUCUCGAUCGAGCUCGACGGGCACGCGGGCGGCUUCAAGGCGGCGCCCGGCCCGCUCGGCGACGGCCACCUGACCCUCUCCUUCUACGACCCCUCGUACCCGCCCGGCAUCGACGACUCGGCGCCGCACUUUGGCGAGCGGCACGAGCCCUCCGUCGUGCGCCUGUUCGGCCACAACUUCGCGCCGGCGUACGCGUACAAGGACGACGACCGCAUCCACCACGCGGGCGUGCUCAUGUGCCGCUUCGGCAAGCUGCACUCGUUCACGCACGCGACCUUCGUCCACUCGCACGCGGUGCUCUGCCCGACGCCGUACACGGAGCACCUCGGCCACGUCGAGCUCGGCUACUCGUACGACCACGGCCAGAGCUGGGUGCCGACGCCGGAGCACGUCAACUACACCUUCAUCGACUCCGACUUCCCGCCCGAGAUCAAGUCGGUCACGCCGAACGUCGACAUGUUCGACGGCGGCGCGCUCCUCACGGUGCGCGGCGACAACUUCUACCCGGAGGUCGACGACUCGGCCCUCCACCUCGCGCGGCAGCACAUGGAGCACGGCCACCAGGUGCUCGCCGGCUCGCUCGGCGGCUUUGUGCGCGGCUCAAACACGCAGCCGCUGUUUGGCCGCCGGCUGCUCGAGCUCGCCUCGCGCCUCACCUUUGCCGACCCGCCCGCGCGCGAGAUGACGCCGCCGCACGCCGACCCGUCGGGCGGCUGGGGCGCCGUGCUGCACGCCGACAUGUCGGCCGAGGAGCACACGUCGCGGUACGAGAAGCUGCUGCGGCGCGACGCGCACGGCGCGGUCGACUACUCCAAGGGCAACGAGCUGGUCCCCGCGGCCGAGGCCCACCCGUCCUCCGGCCGGCAGCUGUCGCGCCGCGAGCUCGCGAUGGUCCCGCAGCAGUUCUGCCUCCUCUCCAAGCCCAACGGCUGGCCGCUCGCCAUGUCGGCCGCCACCUUCAUCUCCGACACCGAGGUGCGGUGCGAGUCGCCGCGCGUCGAGGACAAGUCGGUGGCGGACGUCAACUUCCACCUCAUCUCGAAGAACGGCGUCCGCUCGCUGCCGCUCCCCUUCACGCUCUGGGACCCGGACACCAACCCGGCCGUCACGUCCGUCUUCCCGCAGGGCAUCCCCUUCGGCACGGCCGCCAGCGCGCUGGUGCAGGUGCGCGGCAGCGGCUUCGCGCCCAUCGGCGAGCCGAUGUGCCGCUUCGGCGACGACGGCGAGCCGACGCCCGCCACGAUCGUCCGCUCGACGCUCGCCCUCUGCAAGACCCCGCCCGACAGCGGCGGCGCCGCGCGCUCGGUGCCGGUCCGCGUGACGCGCGACGGCGCAAACUCCGAGUCGGACGAGGACACGCUCUUCUCCUUCUACGACCCGACGUCGCUGCCCUCGACGGUGGCGGCGGUGCCGCCCUACGCCGACCGGCACGGCGGCCAGACGGUCGUCGUCUCCGGCGCGGGCAUCCAGCCCCUCGGCGCCGAGCUGCUCUGCCGGGUCGGCGGCGAGGACGGGAUCGAGGUGCCCGCCGAGUUCAUCUCGAUGGAGAAGGUGCGCUGCAUGCUGCCGCCCGCGCCGGCCGAGUGGGACGGCGAGGAGGCGUGGGCGUCGGUCUGCGUCGUGCACGCGGGCUCGGCGCCGGCCGGCUGCACGGCGCACGUCGAGUUUUACGACCCGCACUCGCCGCCGGUGCUGCAGAAGCUGGCGCCGCGGCUGCUGCCGCUCCACUCGGAGACGGACGAGCCGCUGCACGUGUUUGGGCUCAACAUGGCGCCGAUGGGCGACAAGCUGCUCUGCUCCUUCGACGGCGGCUCGCCGGUGCCCGCCUCGUUUGUCAAGGGCGACGAGGUCAAGUGCACGGCGCCCGACAGCUCCGAGGCGAAGGCGAUCUACGUCUCCGUCUCGAUCGACGGCGGCCAGCAGUUCUCCGAGCCGCUCCCCUUCGUCCGCUUCGACAAGGACAGGCCGCCGAUGCUCAAGUCGCUCGACCCGCUCUACGCGCCGCUGCACACGCCGGUGGAGGUGACGCUGUACGGCGACAACUUCGCGCCGACGCCCGACUUCCGCUGCGUCUUCGGCCACCUCGAGCCGACUCCGGCCACCUUCAUCUCGCCCAAGGAGGCGCGCUGCUUCUCGCCCGACAUCGUGCACGACCCGUACACGGCGUACGUCAAGGCGGAGCUGAUGCCGGACGGCCCGUGGUCCAACUCGAAGCCCUUCACCAUGUACGACGACACGCGGCCCCCGCACGUCAAGAACUUCUCAAAGCACUGGGGCUCGGUCGACGGCGGCGAGAUCACCGACCUGUUCGGCGACGACUUUGCGCCGACCGAGCACCUGCGCACGCGCUUCGGCGCGGAGGACUCGCAGGUGGUCAACUACGGCCCCGCCACCUUUGUCACCGUCAACCACAUCAAGGUCGAGAUCCCGCGCUACCACGAGCCAGCGACGGUCGAGGUGUACGCGACCAACGACGGCGAGGAGUACGGCUCGGGCAGGGACUGGUACGACCACAAGCCGGUCAUGUACACGUACUACAACCCGCGCGAGCCGCCAAAGGUGUACUCGAUGGCGCCAAAGUACGGCCACCACGCCGUCGGCACGGUGGUGACCAUCAACGGCUACAACUUCGCGCCCAUCCCGGAGCGGCUCAACGUGCGGUGGGGCUCGCUCGGGGAGGACCAGGCCACGUUUGUCGAGUCGGGCACCGUGCUCGCCAUGUCCAUCCUGCCCUCGGCCGAGGUGCUCUCGCUCUCGGUGCCGGUGCAGGUUGCGCCCACCACCAUGCUCGUCCCGCCCGAGGCCGAGUGGAUCACCGAGGACCUCUUCACGUACUGGCAGCCCUACCUGCCGCCCGGCCUCUCCUCGGCCUCGCCGACGGAGGGGGCCUGCUUCAGCGGCGGCCGGAAGGUGGAGGACACGCGCACGUCCGACCUGACCGAGGUCUCCAACGAGGAGACGGUCGAGGUCGAGGGCUUCAACUUUGUGCCCGCGGAGCACCUCUCGUGCGUCUACCACCACGUCGGCGGCUCGGGCAUGGGCGGCGUCGACGACUACCAGGUCUUCCUGCCCGGCAUCUUCGUGCGGUACGACAAGAUCCGCUGCCCCAUCCCGACCAUCCGGUACGCCGACGACGGCACCUCGCUCUCGCGCAUCAUGUGGCUCACCGUGACCAACGACGGGAUCACGUACCGCUACUCGCACACAAAGUUCACAUUCACGGGCGAGUGCCGCCCGACCAAGUUCACGACCAUCGUCUUCGGCCUCAUCACGGGGCUGCUCGUGCUGCUGCUCGGCGCGUGCCUGCUCGGCGGCGGCGGCGGCGGCAAGUCGCAGCCGCAGACGCGCGACUUCCGCUUCCAGCAGCUGGACGACGACGAGCCGGCGCCGCCCCAGACGACCGGGCCGAGCCGGCUGGACCAGAUCAAGGCGGGCACCGCGGGCGCGAUGGGGAGCAUGGCCAACAUGGCCAAGGCGGGCGCGCAAAAGGCGAAGGCCUACUCGGAGCAGCUCAAGCAGCCGCCCGCGCCGGCGCCGCCGCCCGCGCAGAGCACGCCCGCCGCGACGCGCCAGUUUGCGGCCGCGCCCGCGCCGCCGCCGCCCGCGCCGCCGCCGCAGCAGUACACCCCCGCGCCCGCGCCGGCGCCGGUGCCCGCGCCGGUGCCCGCGCCCGCGCCCGCGCGCGUGCCGUCGGUGCCGGCCUCGCCCGCGCGGGACCCGGAGGCGAGGCUCAAGCAGCAGGGCACGCUGACGGUCCACGUCAAGGAGGCCAAGAACCUGGUCGGUCGGGACAAGGCGAACCUGUCCGACCCGUACGUCGCGAUCAAGAUCAAGGGGCAGAAGACGUGGAAGUCGUCCGUCUUCAAGCGCAACUGCAACCCGCAGUUCGACGACCGCUUCGUCGCCAAGGGCACGCUCGGCGACUUUGUCAACUGCCUGAUGCUGCUCAAGGUGAUCGACCGAAACACGAAGGAGCUCAAGGAGGGGUACGGCGGCGAGAAGUCCGACUCGCUCGGCGACCGCUCCCCCCCCGCCCGCGCCCCCUGCCCCGCCGUGCGCCCCUCUUCACGCCCCUCCGCACUGCUCACAGGCGACCUCUCCUUCAAGCUAGACGGGCUGCGCACCCGCAACCGCGUCCCGUACGAGAACGUGGACCUCGACAUGACCGAGAGCGGAACCAUCUCGCUCAUCGUCACGUGGGAGGCGGACGAGCAGUCCCUCUCCAUCUGA